Messenger RNA from Cryptomeria japonica (Japanese cedar), 1103 nucleotides. Its product is annotated as cytochrome c-type biogenesis CcmH-like mitochondrial protein. The coding region runs from base 483 to 941 and encodes 152 amino acids. NCBI's taxonomy places the organism in Eukaryota, Viridiplantae, Streptophyta, Pinopsida, Cupressales, Cupressaceae. The record is from RefSeq and is a predicted model, not a curated record. The transcript has 5 exons.
ACGAUGUAUAAUUACGUUACGACAAAUAUUAACUGGAUUGUCCACAAAGUGAUCCAAAUCAAAUUCCAGCAGCCUCUCCCACGAAUUUGUGGAGAGUCUUUAGGUCAGUCACUCGCCAUCAUUCCAGUGAGUUAUUUUUUCACAAUCUGUAUGCGCCUGGAUGUAGCGAAGAGACGAUUUCCACAAGACCACAAAUCUUUCCUAAAUAAAAAUACCUAAAAGCAUUUUUCGAAUUUGAGUAUGUUUCCUAAUUACAGAGACUAUCUCUGUCAUUAUGGCAUGGGUUAGAUUCCCUAACCUUCCGCUCCAUCCACUAUUGUCAACUUCUUUAGGAAAAUUGAUUGCACUGACCUCCGGAAAUUAACAGCAGGGAGUCGACCAAUCAUCACUCUGUUACUUCAAACAUUCCUCUCACAUCCUAGCUGUCGAAUUGCUUUCGACUAUCUAAUUCUGUUUAGCAAGCAGCAGGGCAGUGAGUGGAAAUGGGUGACGAGAAGGCGCGAACGAAAAACACGGAGAUAGAAGCAAGAGCGAGGAAUAUAACCCACAAAGUUCGCUGCACAGAAUGCGGUAGUCAGAACAUUGAAGAUUCUCAAGCUGAUAUUGCUAUUCUUCUUAGAAAGCUGAUUCGAGAUGAGAUACGAGCUGGGAAGUCAGAUAAAGAAGUUUAUGAUAAGCUUGAAAAGGACUAUGGAGAGUCUAUCCUUUAUGCUCCUCGGUUUGAUAUACAGACUGCUGGUAUUUGGUUAUCACCGGUUAUUGUAGCUGGGGCUUUUGUAGGAAUAUGGGCAUAUCGAAGAUACCAGGAACGGGCUAAUGUGCAACUUUUGGCCUCAAGGUUGCUUAGAAACAUUCCUUUGACUCGCAAUGAGAGGCAAGCAAUGCUUGAACUUUUGCAACCCCCACCCCCAAAAAGAAAGUGGUGGUCAUGGGGUGGUUAACAGUAUUUUCAUCCUGUUUGUUUUGCUCCGUUAUAUUCCUGCAAUUUUGUUAAUUUACAUAGUUUUAUGUGCUACAAAAUGACUAGACUGGAUAAAAUGAAACGAUGUCAAUGUAAAUACUAGUCAAUAUUGCCAACAUAUAAUUGAUAACUGUAAAAAGUA